Molecule: messenger RNA, 1170 nt
Organism: Prunus avium (sweet cherry)
Lineage: Eukaryota; Viridiplantae; Streptophyta; Magnoliopsida; Rosales; Rosaceae
Source: RefSeq, a predicted model, not a curated record
AUGACGGUUCCAGUUGGACCCUUCCUAGCCCUGGGUUACAAGACCACAAGGGCUUCCACACAAUACAAAAUCAGGAACAUACAACGCUUAGAACCUGAUACCGAGCUUCGAAUCCUCACAUAUACCCACACCUCCAUCAACGUUUCCGGCAUUGUAGACCUCCUCGAGGCUUCAAAUCCAUCCCGACAAUCCCAGAUCUAUGUCAUCGCCGUCCAACUCGUGGAGCUCACCGGCCAAGCUUCGGCCAUGCUCAUCGUGCAUGACGCUUGCAAAGCUAACACAAAUCAUACCUGGGCCAACACCGAGGCACAACCUCAGUCAUUCACCUCUACAAAUGCCUUUGAAAGCUACGCCAAGGGAAGAGAAAACGUUUAUGUUCAAGCACUCACGACCGUUUCAGCCAACAACACCAUGCACGAGGACAUAUGCUAUCUGGCCGAGGAGAAGUGCAUCAACCUCAUAAUCAUCCCGUUCCACAUGCAAGCUAAUAUAGACGGCGCCAUGGAGGAUGCCAACCCUAGUUUGAAGGGCAUCAACAAUAACGUGAUCGAGGAGGCUCCCUGCUCCGUGGCGGUUUUUGUCGACCGCGGAUUUAGUAUGUCCCAUAUGACCGAGUCAUACAAGUACACCUCCCAGGCCUACAGCCACUUCGCCAUGUUCUUCAUCGGAGGGGCAGAUGACCGCAAGGCGUUAACGUAUGCAUGGAGGAUGGAAGGAAAUCCGAGGGUUAACUUAAAGGUUGUACGGUUUAUCGUUAUCCCAAAUAACAACAACAGAAACAACAACGACGAAAUUGAUCCAAAGUUAAUGGAAGACAGUGGGAGGGAGAGGCAAAUAGACAAGUUGUACGUGGAUGAGUUUAGGCUGAAGUCCAAGCACAACCCCAACAUACAAUUCUUGGAGGAGAAUGUGAAUAGCUGGGAACAAACUCUGAAUCUCAUAAGGGAGUUGCAGGGUGAAUAUGACUUGUACGUAGUGGGAAGACGGCAUGGAAGCACAUCACCGGCGAAGGCAUUUUCAAAUCAUUAUUUGAGCCAGACUGACGAUCAAUUGGGGACUCUCGGGGAAGCAUUAUUGACUUCAAGUUUUGCAAUUAAUGCAUCCAUUCUUGUAGUGCAGCAGGGGGCCGCUGUGGAUGAACCAGAGGAUGAAAAGGUUUCGGUUAUAUGA